Mycena indigotica is the source of this 1350-nucleotide messenger RNA. RefSeq lists its product as uncharacterized. The record is from RefSeq and is a predicted model, not a curated record. Gene Ontology annotation, biological process: siRNA processing. The transcript has 5 exons. Bases 1 to 1350 code for a protein of 449 amino acids. Gene Ontology annotation, cellular component: nuclear RNA-directed RNA polymerase complex. Lineage: Eukaryota; Fungi; Basidiomycota; Agaricomycetes; Agaricales; Mycenaceae. Gene Ontology annotation, molecular function: RNA-directed RNA polymerase activity.
AUGUCUCAGCCCCAAGCCGCCCAUGGCAAGCACAUUAUCCUGCAGCACAACCCCACCAAGGACGACACUGAGUGGAAGUUUACCCUUCCUGCCACAGCCUUCAGCAUCCCACCGAAGGCAAAGAAUCCCGAGCUCUAUGGCAAAUUCAUAAAGUUCACAGCAACGCACAUUACAUUUCAGAUGCAGCUGCUGCCAAACAACCGGAUUCUACAGUCUGAUGACAAGACCAAGUUCAUCCUCCUGUCAUUUGGAGACCUUCGUUUCCCAGAGACAACAUUGAAGGCUACUGCUGAGUACAUGACUCGUUUGUUCAAGAUGGGAUUGUUCUUGAAUGGUGUCCAAUACCGAUUUUAUCACCAUUCAAACAGUCAAUUGCGAUCAAGAAGUUGUCUUCUUCGUGAAGCCACCUCAGAUAGUGUUCUCGACGAGCGGAUCAAUGCGUGGGGUGACUUUUCCAAGAUCAAAAGUGCAGCCAAAAGGGCAAAACGAAUUGGACUACUGUUCUCUGAAGCUCAACUUGACUUUGAUUUAGAUCCAAAAUAUGUCAAAGACAUUGAGGAUAUAAAAUUAGGAGAUGAAUUAUUUUCUGAUGGCUGUGGUCUUAUUUCACGGAGGCUUGCAGUUCAACUUGCAAAAGAAAAAAAGAUAAUUUUCCGAGGCAAAAGAUAUACUCCUACAGUUUUCCAGAUCAGAUAUCGUGGAUACAAAGGUGUUCUUAUGCUUCAUCCCCAACUUGAUGCACUUGCACAUAACAACAAAAAUGAGCAAUUCCUAGUUCAUUUCCGCAAGAGUAUGAAAAAAUUCAAUGCAACACAGAACAAUACAUUUUCUGUAGUUGACUACUCUGCCCCAUAUUCUUUUGGUCGUCUGAACAAUGACAUUAUUGUUCUUUUAUCCAGUCUUGGAAUCACCAAUGAAAAGUUGCUUGCAAAGCAACAGGAAUAUUUUAAUUGGAUACAAAAUGCAUCACUGGAUACUCUCCAUGCCUUGGACUUUCUCUCAGCUAUGGAUCAAGAAACAUUAACAGAGGGUUCUGAUUCAGAUCAAUCACUGGCGUCUCAGAUCUUGCUAGAUGGUGUAGAAGCACCUGCUGUUGCACAAGCUAUAAGGAAGCUUCAAAUGAGGGAGUUAUCAGGCUUCAAAAAUGAGCGCAAUCAGAAGGAUCGGUCUAGGAUGAUUAUUCGAAAAUCAAGGCUUAUCUUUGGAGUUUGUGAUCCAUUUGGUGUUCUCAGAGAAGGAGAGGUACAUAUCCGGAUCACAGCUGGGCGAGAUGGGGCAACAACUCCAAUUAAUGGCAAUGUCUUAGUUGUACGCAAUCCUUGUCUUCAUCCUGGUAAGGGGACUGUCUGA